This is a messenger RNA of Chelmon rostratus (copperband butterflyfish), 7237 nucleotides long. It is a transcript of the gene smarcc1a, whose product is annotated as SWI/SNF related, matrix associated, actin dependent regulator of chromatin, subfamily c, member 1a. The record is from RefSeq and is a predicted model, not a curated record. Gene Ontology annotation, cellular component: nBAF complex; SWI/SNF complex; npBAF complex. Bases 46 to 3444 code for a protein of 1132 amino acids. Lineage: Eukaryota; Metazoa; Chordata; Actinopteri; Chaetodontiformes; Chaetodontidae. The transcript has 28 exons. Gene Ontology annotation, molecular function: histone binding; nucleosomal DNA binding. Gene Ontology annotation, biological process: positive regulation of DNA-templated transcription.
GCGACGCCGUGGAGGAGAAAGACAACGCAGCGAACAAAACACACAAUGGCGACGGCGGCGACAACGGCGGGCGGAACGGGCUCAGGCGGACCGACCACUGGCCCGGUUGGCGGCGGGACCGUAGUGGGACGAAAGAAGGACGGCGGUCCGUCCUCGAAAUUCUGGGAAAGUUCAGAAACGAUAUCACAGUUCGAGACGGUGCGGCUCUGGAUCGGAAAGCACUACAAGAAGUAUGUCCAGAACGACUCCCCCUCCAGUAAAUCCUUGGCGGGUCUGGUGGUCCAGCUGCUGCAGUUCCAGGAGGAUGCAUUUGGACGCAGGGUCAACAAUCCUGCUCUCACCAAGCUACCUGCCAAGUGUUUCCUGGAUUUCAAGGCAGGAGGUGCACUCUGUCACAUCUUGGGGUCGGUCUACAAGUUUAAGAGUGAGCAGGGCUGGCGCAGAUUUGACUUGCAGAAUCCUUCUCGAAUGGACAGGAACGUGGAAAUGUUCUUAAAUGUGGAGAAGAACUUGGUCCAGAAUAACUGCUUGACUCGACCCACUGUCUUUCUGUCACCGGACAUUGAGCAGAAACAAGCCAGUAAGCUCAAAGACAUCAUCAAAAGGCACCAGGGCUCCAUUACUGAUGACAAGUCAAAAGCCACCCACCACAUUUACCCUUCUCCAUCCCAACAAGAAGAAGAAGAGUGGCUUCGUCCUGUCAUGAGGAAAGACAAGCAGGUGUUGGUGCACUGGGGUCUCUUCCCAGACAGUUAUGAUACCUGGGUGUCAGCCAGCGAGGUGGACGGCGACGUGGAGGACCCACCCAGCACUGACCGACCGUGGAAGGUCCACGCCAAGUGGGUUUUAGACACUGAUGCCUUCAAUGAGUGGAUGAAUGAAGAAGACUACGAGGUGGACGAGAACAAGAAGCCAGUCAGCUUCCGCCAGAGGAUCUUCCCCAAGGAGGAGGAGUCUUCCCGUACACCUGAUCGCAAGGAGCGCAAGGCCAACUCUGCCGGUAAGAAGAGGAGGCGCUCGCCCUCGCCACCCAGCACUCCCGCCGAAUCCCGCAAGAAGGGAGGAAAGAAGGGGAACCCGGGGCCUCACUGGAAGCGACAGGGCCACAGAGGCGAAGAGGAGGACACGGAGGAGGACAUGACCAAGGACAUGGACGACUCCUCAGCCGGUGCCAGCAUGGAGGAGGGCAGCAUGUCCAAGAACGCAAAUUCAAAGAAAGACAGUGACAAUACUCCGGUGAAAGGAGGGAACAUGGCCGACUUAGAUGACAUGGAGGAUGACUCUGUGCUGUCUGGUGGAAAGGAUGAUGAAGAACAGAGCAAAGCUGAAAUCAACCGACUGAUAGAUGCUAGUGAGGACAAUGUGACUGAACAGACUCACCACAUCAUCAUCCCCAGCUACAGCGCUUGGUUUGACUACAACUGCAUCCAUGAGAUUGAGAGAAGAGCCCUGCCUGAGUUCUUCAAUGGGAAAAACAAGUCCAAAACACCAGAGAUAUACCUGGCCUACCGUAACUUUAUGAUCGACACCUAUCGGCUAAACCCUCAGGAGUACCUCACCUCCACCUCGUGUCGCAGGAACUUGACCGGGGAUGUCUGUGCCAUCAUGAGGGUUCAUGCCUUCUUGGAGCAGUGGGGUUUGGUGAACUACCAGGUCGAUGCCGAUAGUCGGCCAUUGCCCAUGGGCCCCCCACCCACACCCCACUUCACCGUGCUGGCUGACACACCAUCUGGCCUCAUGCCGCUGAACCACCGACCCCCACCGAUUCCUCCUCCACAGCAAAUGCCCGGUUUGGUAGACAAAGGCAAAGACAAGGCCAUCGACUUGCAAAACUUCGGCCUUCGCACCGACAUCUACAACAAGAAGAACCCCAAGGCUAAAGCUGUCAGCUCCACCAGGGAAUGGACCGAGCAGGAGACUCUGCUGCUGCUGGAGGCUCUUGAGAUGUUCAAAGAUGACUGGAACAAAGUGUCUGAGCACAUUGGUUCACGCACCCAGGACGAGUGUAUCUUGCACUUCCUGCGGCUGCCCAUUGAGGAUCCAUACCUGGAGAGCACAGAGGCCUCCCUGGGUCCUCUGGCCUACCAGCCCAUACCCUUCAGCCAGUCUGGAAACCCCGUCAUGAGCACAGUAGCCUUCCUGGCCUCUGUGGUCGACCCCAGAGUGGCAUCUGCUGCCGCCAGAGCAGCUCUAGAGGAGUUCUCCCGUGUGCGUGAGGAGGUGCCGGCUGAGUUGGUGGAGGCUCACGUGAAGAAGGUGCAGGAGGCGGCCCGCAGCACAGGGAAGGUGGACCCCGCCUUCGGCCUGGAGAGCAGCGGCAUCGCUGGCACCGCCCCCGAGGAACCUGAAAAGACUGAAACCACAGAGGCAGAGAAGAUGGACACGGACACAGACUCCCAGCAGGCCGAUAAGGCGGAGUUGAAGGACGAGGCAGAGAAGCCCAGUGAGUCUGCCGAGAAGAGCAGCGACAAGACUGAGGCCACCGAGAAGGUGAAGAAGGAGGGAGCAGAGGCGUCGGAGCGCGAGGAGGAGAGUGAAGAGGGAGGGGAGGCCAAAUCGACUCCAGCUGACAAAGACAAGGAGGAAGCUAUGGAGACGUCGUCCUCAGAGCAGGAGAAAGAUAAGGAGGAGAAGACGGGUACAGAGGAGCCAGAGGACAAGAGGAAGAAACUGGAGCUCGACAUUGAAGAGGGUAACAUUGCCACAGCAGCCGCUGCUGCCCUGGCGUCUGCUGCCACCAAGGCCAAGCAUUUGGCGGCGGUGGAGGAGAGGAAGAUCAAGUCCCUGGUGGCUCUGCUGGUGGAGACCCAGAUGAAGAAGCUGGAGAUCAAGCUGAGGCACUUCGAGGAGCUCGAGACCAUCAUGGACCGAGAGAAAGAGGCCUUGGAGCUUCAGCGGCAGCAGCUGCUCACCGAGCGUCAGGCGUUCCACAUGGAGCAGCUCAAAUACGCUGAGAUGAAGGCGAGGCAGCAGAUGGAGCAGCAGGCCGCUGCAGCAGCAGCAGCAGCCGCCGCGGCCGCCGCCCAAGCUCAAGGACAGGGACAGGCUCCCGGAUCGGGACCGCACUCUGGACCCCCUCCACCAGGCAUGCACCCCGGAGGGCCCCAGCCACACCACGGAGCACCAGUGCCCCACCACGGAGGGCCCCCACCUGGUGGUGCCAUGCACUCCGGCUACCCCCCGAUGGGUCACCACCCCAUGGCUCCUCACCACCCAGGACAGACAGGACCGAUGGUACCAGGCCAGCCGAUGCCCGGACGCAUGAUGCCCGGUCCGCCCUCUGCCGGCCCCCCUCCUGGCGGCAUGCCUCCCAUGAUGCCCCCACGCCACCCUGGAGCUCCCAAUGGCAUGUACCCUGGCCCACCACCUGCACAGCCUGAAGCAGUACCUCCAGUUCCUGUGGGUCCUCCAGUGCCCCCAAGUGCUCGGGUGGCUGACAACUAAGACCUACACACACACACACACACACACAAAAGCACACACACAUACAACUAACUCUAUCUCUGAACCUCAGCCCCCUUUAUGAUGGCCUUUGCUACUGGCUCAGUAUUUUCCCCUCAACAUUCAAAACUAUCAGAAACUUUAUCACAGGACACACACACACACACACACACACACACACACACACACACUCAGGGUUCAAUGGCAAGGGUAACCCAAUUUUACACACACAGACACGCGCACACACACAUCCAGACUUCCUCUCAGGGCACAGCGGCAAGGGUCGUCUAGUAAUAAACACUGUUUUCUGCUCUGUUGGGCCAGAUGGAGGCUGGAGAGAAUGAGAGUGUACAGAAAAUGAAACAAGGAGACAGAACGUAUAAAAAGCUUCACCUGUCUCACAUUUUUCCUUUUUCCAGUGUUGUUUUAAAUGACACUGUAACCCCCUUCUAUCUUAAAACACACACACACACACUCACACUCCUUCUUGUCUGUAGCCUCUUUCCACAAGCCAAACACUAGGGGGAGCUAGUGAGACCAGCGGGCCGGUCAGACAUGCAGGGGUGUGUGUGUGUGUGUGUGUGUGUGUGCUGACUAACGUGAGCUGACACACUCACACCCUCUCUCUCACACACACACACACACACACACACAAGCAGCAGGCAAGCAGAUUAUUCAGAUGAUGAUGUGAAUAAAACACACACGGAGGCGACAAAGCCUGCCUUCGCUCUUGUCUUGUCGAGUAUCUACCUCUCGCUCCUCUUUAAAUGAUACACUGUAGUUCUGUGUGUGUGCGAAUGUGUGUGUGUGCGUGUGAAUGUGUGUGUGUUCAGGACAGAGGGUGGUCUGAUGGCAGUUCACUCCUCCGCCCACAGUUUGUGUAUCUUCAUCUAAUCAUCACUUUUCCAUUUGAGACUUUUGCAUUAAUGACUAUAGUUGACUGAGAGAACUGAGACGCUCUUGGUCAACGACGAAGUACAAAUUGGAGAAAUGAGGCCUGAAACAAAACGAGACUGUGUUUUUCUUGGCGUGUUAAUGGUGACUGAAAACUGCUCUGUCGUGCAGAUACAAAAAAUAAACCCUGAUGUCUCCAGUUUUCUAAUCUGUUUGACAAGGUGUGUCUCAUCCCUGGACUCAAAGACUGCAACUGUGAAAAUAAUCUGCCAAAGUUUUAUCUCAUUUUGUGACCUAAACUGACUUUUUCCGAACUGAAUUUAAAGAAUAAGACUGACUUUAUACUCAAUAUUUCUUAUUAUCCCAUGAAACAACAACAACAGCGUGUUAGUCCAUGUGUGAUUACUUCCUGACUUACCUGCUGUGGCUCUCUGCACCAAGCCCAUUGGUUCCUACUGAAAACGUAAAUGUUUGACACAUUUUUAGAGACUUAUCGUUUCAAUUUAUCAAGAGACUCAGUAAUAUUCUAAACAGCUGACCACUGCAGUUAAUAUCAGGUGUCACUCAAACAGGAGUAAACAAUGCAUUUGUUAGGAACUAUAGUGUAAAUGGGACUGAGUCAGAAUAAACUGCAGCGUGUGUCUCACACUGUAUGAGCGGAGGUGUCACUCACUGAUGUGUUUUAAUGACAUUUUUUGAUUAUAAGACAAAUAUGAAAUGCCACCACACUUGUAACAUUAAUGCAAAAGUGUCAAAUCUGAUUACAUGAGAGGAAUAAAAGCACACACACACACACACACACACCAUCAGCUUCUGGCCCACACCAACCACAACACUGUAACACACACGGAAAUGUAAGCUAAGCUGAGGCUCACACUGGAGGCUGCGUGCACACAAUGACUUGGCCAGACCCUGCCACAAAGCACUGGACAGCCACACACACACACACACACACAAUCACUUACAUAUAAUCUCCUGCUGACCUUCACAUAGCCUUUAAAGAGAGGGAGAGACGCUGUGAUGCCGCUUGACUGAAACAUCAGAACGUGAAUGACGCUCUUCCUCAGCGCGGUGGGCUUCUAGAUGUUUUUAGGUGCUGAUACUGUAGCGAACAAACCCCCUGCCCCCCUCCUCUGCUCACUGUUUCCUAACGCUUAGUGCUGCCUACCUCGCUAACCCCACCUCACACGCACACACACUGAUGCUUUUUUUCGCCACUAGCCACAGGAAAAUUAAGCAAUAUCGUCAUUCCUGCGUAUCAACCUGUUUGUGGUCAGUACACUGAAGAAUACUGCGUUACCAACAAUAAGCAAUGUUUUCUCAGUCACAAAUCCUGUUACGUUGCAGUAAAUUAAAAGGUGCAUAAAUAAGAGGGCAAACAGCAAACGUUUAUUUACAGAGCUGAAACGAUUAGUAAUCAAUUAGACAGAAAAUUAAUCGUGAACUGUUUUGAUUGUUUCACCGUUUGUCAUUUUUCAGGCAAAAAUGACCAAACAUUGUCUGGUUCCAGCUUCUCAAAUGUGAAUAAUUUGCUUGUUCUCCUCGUCAUAUAUGAUAGAAAGUUUUGGACUGUCGGUCGGACAAAACAAGACGUCUGACGUUUUAUUGACUGAAAUUUUUGUGUAAUUGAAAAAUGAUCUGUCCUCUUUAACGUCUCAUUUGUGAUUAGUCAGCAAAAUGUCAAAACGUUGAAAAAUGCUCGUCAGAUGUCUUCAGAUCGCUUGUUUUGUCCAGUCAGCAGUGAUCAAAUGUAAAGAUUUCAAGCUGGAACCAGCAGAUAUUUGAUAUUUUUGCUUAUGAGUCUAGAUUUUCUUUUGACAAAUAGAUUGAGAGUUCAUUCUUGAUGCCCAAAAAGCAGCAAAAACAGUCUCAUCACCACAAGAUCCAUUAACAGCUGCUCUGGAGCUUUCCACUGUAUCACACAGUUCUGCUCAGCAGAUUCUCUCUGACUCUUUUAUGACUUUUCCAAAUCUUCAUUCUCGACCUUGGAAACAAUCAUGUUCUUGUUCUGCUUUUGGUCAUAUUACCAGAACAGCUAGUAAAGGACCUUGUGACAAGAUGUUUUGCCAACUAGCACAAUUAUAAAAGAAACUGUUCGUUGUAUUAAUGCAUAAUUUCCCCAACAACACGUUCCAUAAAUGAGCUUAAUGCAUUGUAAACCAAUUUACUUGCAUGUUGUCUUAAAAUAAAGGUCAAUUAUGACAAUAAAAAAUAUUAAUCAGACGCUGCUCUGAGACCCCGCUCACUCACACUUCAGAUAUUAAACCAAUGACGCACUCGUCGUCCUGCAUCUUCCUGCAGUCGACACGCAGGUCAGAAAUAUUCUCCAUUAAGGUCGUUUUUAAAUGUGAAGUCUUAACUCAAACGACUCUUCUCCCCCUUCGCUAGCACUGUUAGUACCUCUGCUACCUCUUCCUCGUUCAUCCGCUAGCUACCUCUUCUAGAAAUCUUCCUCUCGCUACCUGCUACCUCUAUGCGCACCCCUUCGCUACCUCUCGUUCCCAUGUCCUUCCUUUUCUCUUUUCUUUUUCCUGCCCACAUGACUGCUGCAUCACUGACUGUUGCCCUCUUCUCCCAGACGGCUGGAAGAAGAAAAUCCACCAACACUCGUACAGUCCAUCACUCUCGCUCUCGUUUGUCGCGCCCCCCUUUCCCAUUCAACAUCUUCCCAGGCUUGUUAUAUAAUAUCACUUAAAUAUGACAGGAAUCCCCUCACAUAUAUUAUCUUUAAUUGCUACUUUUUGUGUUAAUGGUAAUGUAUUUUUAAGAAGUUUUGUGUAGAUGGAAGUUAUCUUUGUUCUUUGGAAGUUUGUAGCAUUUGUUUUCUCUUUUUUUUUUAUUUUGUAUGGGGUCUGUUGGUACUUGGACCUAGACACUGUCAAAUAAACCGUGUUUUGUAUGA